AAUCAUAUUUCUAUAUUGAUGUUAAAAUUAAGAAAUAUUGUAAUUAUGUCUGAUACAUUUCAAAAAGGUGUAAUAUUUACAACAUUUUUUUUGUCUUUAUUUUGUGGAAGUUUGGUUUGUACAUCUUUAGUAACAAAUCAUUGGAUUGAAUCAAAACCAUGUCGACGACUGAAUCCUUUAGAAAGUUCAGGUCGUAUUUAUUUUGGACUCUUACAUGGAAGAAAAGAACUGAAUGUUGCAUUUGGCUUAAGGACUCAUAAUAUUACAGUUUCGGACAUGAUUGAUAAAAAUCCCAAUUUAAUGUCCUGGAGUCUUUGGUGUUCUACUUUAAUUUCAACAUCGAUGGCUUUAUUAAGUACAGGAAUUGCUGCACUUUUAGCAGUUGUCAACUCCGUAACUACACCACGAAUUAAAAUAUUUUCGGUGCCUGGCAUUUAUUUUACUAACAUAAUUGCACUUUUUAUGUGUUCAAUUAGUGGUUGUACGUGGUUUAUACAAUUUUAUACUAAAUUGUAUACGAAUGUACUACCAAAAGAAGAUUUAGAUAAUUCUUGGACCAGUAAAGGAGCGACUGUGUUGGGUUUUUCUUUUUGGCUGGUUAUUGUUGCUGGAGUAUUACAUAUCAUUAACAUUUUUUUAAUUAAAUGGAGUUCAGUACGUAACAAAAAAGAACAUCGAAAAUCUUUUAACAAUUUAGAAGAAAAAUCGGUUGGUGCCAUAAUGUUAUAUUAGAUAAUACGUGCAGUUUAAUCUACACUAUUUUUAUGAGUAUUUCUAAAAAAAUUUAAACAGAUACAUUAAUGUUAUUAUUAUUAUUAUCGCUUUGUAUACGAAAAUAUGAGGUAGAUAUGA
Molecule: messenger RNA, 852 nt
Organism: Ceratosolen solmsi marchali
Lineage: Eukaryota; Metazoa; Arthropoda; Insecta; Hymenoptera; Agaonidae
Exons: 5
Coding region: 19-732 (237 amino acids)
Source: RefSeq, a predicted model, not a curated record